Molecule: messenger RNA, 3149 nt
Organism: Lineus longissimus
Lineage: Eukaryota; Metazoa; Nemertea; Pilidiophora; Heteronemertea; Lineidae
Product: G-protein coupled receptor dmsr-1-like
Exons: 4
Coding region: 1181-2308 (375 amino acids)
Biological process (GO): G protein-coupled receptor signaling pathway
Cellular component (GO): plasma membrane
Molecular function (GO): G protein-coupled peptide receptor activity
Source: RefSeq, a predicted model, not a curated record
GCGAUUGUGAUAUUGUCCCCAUAUGAUCACUUAGUACCUGUGGUACGUAAAGAGUUAUCACAGUCCGCUGGUCUCGUAUUGGCACACCGAGAUACCAGCAGCUAUAAGAGGAUGCUGUUUACAUCAAUGCUUGACGGAUUACCUUGUCUCACGAGGACGUGGUUGUGACAUUGUCCCCGUAUUAUCGCUUUACGUUUAUGUUAAAUCUUUUUUGUGUUCUGAAAACAUGCUCUAUUUUUAUGUCUUUCAGUUCUUGGAUUACUGUGACAAUAUAAUCAACGGAUAAUACGUGUCCUUAGAUUAAUUGAUUGAGAAAGGGCUGGACUACGUGCAGCUCGCAUACUUCAUCUUCUUGUAUUGGAGCAGCUAUAAAUUCGACAGCACGAUACCCUCGACACCGCCUCAUCAACUUCAAGGACAUCACGCCAGACACAAUGACACUAAUUAAUCCACCAUCAGCACCCCGGAAUGUUGCCUGAAGGAAGACAGAGUCUACUUAGGGAAAAUAACGAGGACAUAAUCCCGUGUUAAUUACCCAUAGCACGAGACAACUACAAAACGAGCCGGUGAUUCGGGGGCUAAUGACCCAGUGCGGAGUCGAUACCUGGCGGGGACAGGCCUGAUGGAGAUGUCUAACGGCUGUCAUUGACCGAUGAGAACUAUAAACCCAUAUAUCGGAUCCAAAAUAGCGGCAUUACACGUAAGAGUUAGUAGUACAAGGGAGUCGUCGUGCCCGUCUACAAAACGAUAGUGGCAAGGAAAGUGUAGCGUGUGGAAGCCAAAGAACAUAUGUGAGUACAAAAGUGACGUACACGCACAACCAACUCAACAUGAGAGUUUCUUCGUAUCUAUUCCGUUUUAAAAUGGAAACUGAAAUUGCAUUUCUCUAGGAUAACGUAUCGACGGUAAAGUUACAACUAUAGAUAGCUAUUGUAUGGAGAUAACGAGACGACCUAGACUUUCUAGAGUGCAUUGGUUCCGACUCCAUAUUUCUUGAGGAAUCAAUAAUUCAAAGCAUCGACGUUUUAUUUGUCAUAGUAGGGCGAAAACAGGAGGUCAAAAUAUAGCUGAAGGAUACAUGAAAUAUAACGUUUGCACAUGCACAGUGUCAGUCUAAUAUGGUGUUCAAUUCACGAGGGAAUUCUUAAUAUCGGAUUAGCUGGUACAGAAUGGGCAAAAUAUGGCCGAAUAUGAAAAUGAUGAUGAUGGGUUCAACCACUCAGUCAAUCCUUGCUCGCCGCACUGGGGACACGACCGUGAGCCAAGCAGACUUGAGUUAUGGUCUUGCUGGUAUGGGAACUACCACGGAUAUGUUGCGAUGAUUGUUUGUUCAUUCGGAGUCUUGGCAAAUAUUCUCAACAUUGUGAUCCUGACUAAAAAGAACAUGCAGACCUCCACGAAUUGCAUCCUCACGGGUUUAGCUGUAUCGGACCUAAUGACGAUGUCCUCGUAUUUGCCGUUCGCAUAUCAUUUUUAUGUGAUGUUUCCAGGCCCUGUAACUAACCCGGAAAAAAAUGAAUUCGGCUGGAUGGCUUUCAUGAUGUUCAAUGCCUUAUUCACAGCCACGACACAUACGAUUUCAAUAUGGAUAGGUGUGGUCCUAGCUAUCUUUAGAUAUAUCUAUAUCCGUCUGGCCACUGAAGGCUACAUCAAGUGUAGCAUGCCAAGAGCGAAAAUUGCCGUCAUCACUGUAUAUCUGUGUUCGAUAAUAAUUUGUAUACCUAACUACUGUUCCUUAACUCUUGUAGAAAUGACUGAUAGGAAUACAAAUAGGACGUUUUACAUGUUGAAAUCCGUCAACAAGACAAACGAAGCCUCUCAUAUGUUGAUGAACAUAAACCUGUGGACCUAUGCAAUUCUUGCGAAAAUAGUCCCAUGUCUUUUAAUGUGCAUUUUUGGUGGGAUACUUCUUUUCACGCUACACCUCGCUAAAAGAAAAGGAGCACUGUUGCAUAAACAUAACAGAGUCAGCGAUUCGUUCCGGAACAGGAUGCGCGAGCACUCACGAACUACCCGGAUGUUGGUGGCAGUCAUUUUGUUAUUUCUAGUGACCGAAUUACCGCAAGGUAUAUUGCUGGUAAUCAGCAUAAAAAAGAGUUCCUUCUUUCUAGAGGUUUAUACGCCCCUCGGUGACUUGAUGGAUGCGGUUGCGCUCAUCAACAAUAGUAUUAACUUUGUUUUGUAUUGUUCAAUGAGUAAGAGUUUUCGUGAUCACUUUAUUGAUAUUAUCUGCUGUUUUUGCCACUACCAUAAAAAACAACCGUAUAUGUUGGGCAAGAGGAGCCGCGCCACCGAGUCAAUGUUAUAGCUACAGACAGUUGAAGGCAUCACAAAAAUCCCACAUCGGGCGCACAAAAAGGUGAACAUCGGCGACAUAGUUUCGCACGAGUCUUUAAAAUCUUGGAUAAAACUAUCGUUUCGUUGACGCCAAAGUGCAUUGUGUAAUCUAAACUGGCAUUUCUUUCAUAAAGGAUUUCAAAAACCGAUUAUGAUCUCGCAGAUACUUCUCUUUGUCUUCUGAAGUGACUUGUUAAAGAUCUCUUAAAUACCUUAAGUUACGCUAAAGUGUUUGAGUGCAUUCCUCCCACUAGCAACACAUAACCGAAGUUGCUUGACAAAGGUUUCCUUGUAGAGAGGUUGCGUGCCUUUCCGACUCCCCCUCACACUUUUAAGCUAAACUCGGGAGUCGCUUUAAAAAAAAAAGUGACGAGGUAAAUCAGGCCGCUCGAGAAUAUUGACUUGAAAUGACGGGACGCUUAUACUAAGUGGGCUUCAAAGCUUUUAAUACAGAGAAGGACGGAAAAGGACGACAUCACUGAUGACGUAAUAUCCGGAAAUUGAGUGACGGCAGAGUGUCAGUUGCACUUGAGCCUGGGCGAUGUAUAGCUUCUCUUAUGAUCCGACAAUCAGGUCUUUCUGCACGUGCUCAUAGGGCAGGUAGAUACGGAGAGUUGUGUCAAACACAAAUCAUCCGGAUAACUCUUCAGAGCGAGAUUCCGUCGCGUUUCAAUUUCCUUUAUUCCACUCACCCUGCGUCUGUAUUUUGAUGAAGGAUUCACAUCGAUAGGACGGGAUAAGAUCGCCAUAACAACAUAUCUUCAUAUAAUACAGUGUGUAUGUGCGGGUACAUCACUGCACUUUGUCAGCUA